This is a messenger RNA of Cicer arietinum (chickpea), 760 nucleotides long. RefSeq names its product 14 kDa proline-rich protein DC2.15-like. Lineage: Eukaryota; Viridiplantae; Streptophyta; Magnoliopsida; Fabales; Fabaceae. The record is from RefSeq and is a predicted model, not a curated record.
UCCUCUUCAAAAUCAUCACUCAACACACAUACCAACCAAGAGUAUAAGCACAAUCUAAAAGCCAUUAAUUAAUUAGCACAUCUUAAUUAUUAUUCCAAAUGGCUUCAAAAAUUGCUAUUCUCCUUUCCAUCAACAUCCUAUUUUUCACUAUGGUUACCUCAACUAAUGUUUCAUGUCCUCCAUCACCCCCUAAAGUUCAAAAACCCCCCCAACAACCUUCCCCAAAACCCCCCCAACAACCUUCCCCAAAAUCCCCCCAACCACCUUCCCCAAAAUCCCCAACUUGUCCUAUAGACACACUUAAGUUUGGUGUGUGUGCUGAUUUAUUGGGUGUGGUUCAUAUUAUAAUUGGUAAGUCACAAUGUUGUUCACUCAUCGAUGGUCUUGCUAAUCUUGAUGCUGCUGUGUGCCUUUGCACUGCCCUUAAAGCUAAUGUGUUGGGAAUCAACCUUAAUAUUCCUAUUAACUUGAGCUUGAUACUUAACAAUUGUGGAAAGGGUGUUCCAAAGGGCUUCGUAUGCGCUUAAUUACUAAUUAGAGACACCACUACUUUAUAUGGUUGUGUCACAAUUUUCUUAAUUAUAUUCUUCAUUAUAUAGUGUGUGGAUUUUGUACUCUUUUGGUACUUAAUUGUCAUUUUCUUAUGAAUAAUACUUUGUAAUGGUUUGAAAUUGCCAUGAAUAAUAUUGUUGUGAUGGUUUUAAAUUGAAGCAUUAAUUUGUCUUCCUUUUCAAUAUCAAUACAAAUGGUGGUUUGUAUA